This is a messenger RNA of Closterium sp. Naga37s-1, 1257 nucleotides long. The record is from the annotation of a GenBank genome assembly. NCBI's taxonomy places the organism in Eukaryota, Viridiplantae, Streptophyta, Zygnematophyceae, Desmidiales, Closteriaceae.
AUGGACGACAUCACCGAAGCUAGGCAGCUACUAGCGGUCAAGCUGCAACAACUGCACGACUUUCAGUUCGAGAGGUGCGUCGACCCACACUGUGGCUCGCUCGACGAUGUCUACACGGAGGAGCAGUUCCGCAUUCUCGUUUCAGACAUCCUGCCGCACUGGGCCAAGGUGUACUUCGGGUCGUCGAUGGCGUACCUCAGUCUGCCGCUAUGGAAGGCCUUGGCUGUGAGGGUGAUGAUCCUGAUGGCGCAUCACAUGCUGGGCAGGGGGAUCAGCAUCCGUACGAUCCGCUACUGCAACAUGUUCACUCACGUCCUUCUGCCCAUCACGAACAGCCCGGGGGAAUCAUCGAUCCUCGUUCUCGUGGUCGCUUAUCGCAAUUCGAAGACCGCCAAAGACAACAAGCUCGGCCAUCUGUACUUGACUCGACACAUGGACUUCCAGCAGUGCGGCUUUGGAGCAGUUUUCCUCUGGCUACACUUCCUUUUCGACCUCGUGCCACUCUACUACAACAAUGCGAAUAUCGUGUCCCUCUUGAUUUUUUCCGACCCGGAGGCCUGGUCGAAGAAACACCUGUUCUUCGCCCUCUUCGACAAAGAGAAGACACAGAUGCCGUACCCGACGCACAACAAAUGGGUGACAUGGGCGAUGAAUAGCGCGGCGUGGAUCCUGUCGAAAGUCACGCACAUCUUUCGACGGUCUGUGGCACAGAUCCUCGCGGACAAGAACUUAGACCUCGACACCAUCGCACAGCUGGGUCAAUGGGACAUGAACGAGAUGCGCAGGUUAUACGUCAUAGGCAUCCCGCGCCCGGCCAUCCAGAUGCAAGCGGGUUUCUCGCAGGAACCAAGCGACUAUUACAACGGAAGAUCGAAGACCAAAGUGCUCUCGAAGGUCCUGAAGGCUAUCGAGGAGCACAUAUUUCCUAAGGCGGAGCUGUGGCUCAUCGAGAUGUUGGGUUUGUGCAAGGACGAAGAUUUCAAAAAAUGGGCGCUCGACGUGUACAUGCUCGACAAGUACGGCAUCGAGAUGUGGACCAACCCCACGAUGUCGAGAGCAACGGACGUAUCCUCUCACCUCAACACCAAGCACCUCAUCACGCAACUUCGGGCCGAGAUCAACCUCCACAAGGAGGAGGGAGGGAAAAAACAAAUCCAGGUCAACCACCUCGAGAAGCAGGUCGAGUCAUUGGAGCGGGAGAAGAGCUUGAUGAAGGCAGAGUUGGAGGCGAAGACAGAGGCGUUCGCGCAACUAUAG